Sphaeroforma arctica JP610 is the source of this 732-nucleotide messenger RNA. RefSeq lists its product as hypothetical. The coding region runs from base 1 to 732 and encodes 243 amino acids. The transcript has 2 exons. The record is from RefSeq and is a predicted model, not a curated record. NCBI's taxonomy places the organism in Eukaryota, Ichthyosporea, Ichthyophonida.
AUGAACUAUAGAACUUCCCACCCUAUCAGUAACAAUAGCGCAUUUGCGCAAUGGUUCCAAACCAAAGUUGAACCCAAAACACCGGUGUCCACAGGUGAGCCCAUCGAGCUCUUCUCCUCGUUUAUCUGUCAAAACGUCGAUUUCCCAGAAGGUUUGCGUUCACGCCCCUGCAUCGCACCUAGUUGGUACGGACGAGAGGCAGAGUACGAACGAGAGGCGGAGCCAGUUCAGCGAGAACUCAACGAUCACAUCACACACUACAAUUGGCUUCUUCGAGGCUUGAAUCAGUCAGCGGUUGCUUGCUCCACCCCCGAAGAGCAGCUCUCAGCACUCCAAGGGGUUGUCUGCAAAUUAAUUUCAGACAUCAUACACAUUUGCGAAGUCAAGUGGAUCCGCAUCAAGCAGGGUGCGGCGGUAGCUGCUCUCGUCGAGAAUAAGCACCGAGCAGCACAUGACAUCACGGGCGACUACGCCAAAACUUUUAAAGCCGUGCUACAGAAGAAGAAUGAAUUUGACCUCAUCAGAGGUGCUUCUCAUCAAAAUCGACAAUUUGACACUAGACGCGAACACGCUAAUAAGCAUGGGCCUCCACAGAACGCACCUAACACGGUACAGAACGAUCGCACUCGAGGAAGGGAAAGAGACAGUGUAGGUGGACGCAACGGUGCCAACAAGGACAAUAAAGAGAAUUUCAAUCCGUUCAAAAUAAUUAUCAAUCCGUUCGAGAAAUAG